Molecule: messenger RNA, 1149 nt
Organism: Syngnathoides biaculeatus (alligator pipefish)
Lineage: Eukaryota; Metazoa; Chordata; Actinopteri; Syngnathiformes; Syngnathidae
Product: cholinephosphotransferase 1-like
Exons: 8
Coding region: 1-1149 (382 amino acids)
Biological process (GO): phospholipid biosynthetic process
Cellular component (GO): endoplasmic reticulum membrane; Golgi apparatus
Molecular function (GO): diacylglycerol cholinephosphotransferase activity
Source: RefSeq, a predicted model, not a curated record
AUGGCCCGUUUCCUGUGGCCGGAGCCGCUGUCCAGCGCGCAGCUCAAACAUCUGGAGGGGCACAAGUACACCGCCUUGGGUCGCACCUUGCUGGACCCGCUGUGCCAGCUCUACUGGAACUGGCUCAUCCGGCAAAUUCCGAUGUGGUUCCCCCCGAAUGCGCUCUCUAUCGCCGGCCUGCUGGUCAACGUGGUCUACACGCUCGUGCUGGUGUUUUAUUGCCCGACGGCCACCGAGGAGGCUCCGGCAUGGGCCUUCAUCCUCAGCGCUUUGGGCUUGUUUGCGUACCAGACUCUGGACGCCCUCGACGGCAAGCAAGAGCGCAGGACCAACAGCAAUUCGGCCAUCGGCGAGUUCUUUGACCACGGCUGCGACGCCGUCUCCACGGUUUUUGUGGCGGUGGGAACAUGCAUCUCCUGCGGAAUCGGCAGAUACCCCAACUGGAUAUUCUUUUGUGGCUUCAUCGGGAUGUUCAUGUUCUUCUGCACCCACUGGCAGACGUACGUGUCCGGGCACAUCCAAUUUGGCCUGUUUGACGUCACAGAGGCGCAGUUUGCCAUCAUCACCAUGUACCUGAUGUCCGCCGUUGGGGGGGUGAGCCUUUGGCAAACCACGCUGCCCAUCAUCGGAUUGAAGCUGUACACCUUCCCCAUCGUGGGCAUCAUCUGCGGGGGCCUCUACUCCUGCCACAAAAACUUCUACAUCAUUCUCAACGGGGGCGUCGGUAAAAACGGCUCCACCGUGGCGGACACCAGCGUGCUGAGUCCCGGGUUGCACAUCGGCCUCAUCCUCACGCUGGCCUUCAUCAUCUUCAAGAAGUCGUCCAGCCAGCUCUUUGAGCACCACCCCUGCCUCUACCUGCUCGCCUUCGGCAUGGUCAUCGCCAAGCUCUCCAACAAGCUGGUGGUGGCGCAGAUGACCAAAAGUGAGUUUCACCUCCCAGACACGGCGUUCGUCGGCCCGGGUCUGCUCUUCCUCAACCAGUACUUCAACAGCUUUGUUGACGAGUACAUCGUCCUCUGGAUCGCCUUGGUGCUCUCCCUGGUGGACUUGACGCGCUACUGCGUGGGCGUGUGCCACCAGAUCGCCGGCCACCUGCGCAUCCGCGUCUUCAGCAUCACGCCGCCCGGCGCCGCCCACCGCGACUGA